This is a messenger RNA of Malaya genurostris, 3648 nucleotides long. It is a transcript of the gene Grip128, whose product is annotated as gamma-tubulin complex component 5. Gene Ontology annotation, molecular function: microtubule minus-end binding; gamma-tubulin binding. Gene Ontology annotation, biological process: cytoplasmic microtubule organization; microtubule nucleation; meiotic cell cycle. The record is from RefSeq and is a predicted model, not a curated record. The coding region runs from base 513 to 3593 and encodes 1026 amino acids. The transcript is spliced from 4 exons. Lineage: Eukaryota; Metazoa; Arthropoda; Insecta; Diptera; Culicidae. Gene Ontology annotation, cellular component: gamma-tubulin complex; spindle pole; centrosome.
GUUAUUUCUUGCGUUGAUAUUUGGGUCAAUUCCGGAAAAUCGGUGUUCGACUUCCGGUGAAGCUCUUAAAGUGUUAGCAUAUCGUUUCGCACUAGUGCGAUAAAAUUUUGUGUAUUUCUGUUCGCGGAAGAAAAAUUUUUUCUCGUCCUAGAGUGGAUCCGUGUGGCGACGCCGCGAAACAUCAUCGGGAGUCAAUGUAAAAGAAUUUACAAUCGAAAAAUAUAAAAUAAUCGAAAAUAAUAAUACAACCAAACAUAACCUACAAGAAAAUAAAUGAACAACACAAGUGCAAAAAACACAAUCGAAUUAAAACACAAAAUUAAAUUAUAAACAAACAAUACAAAGGCAAGAUGGGCCAUCACUGGCCUUAGCCUGUCACGUUAGUGACACAGCAAAUAAAAAAAAAAAAAAAAAAAAAAUCGGUGUUCUGUUCAUUUUCUGUUAAAACUGGCUUAGGCCAUUGUGAAUCCGUAUCGCAAAAUAUAGUGCCUCAUCAACACAAAAUUUCCGGAAUGUCUCAAGCAUUAGAACAGCGCGAAGCUAGCAUUCAGCAAGGAGUAUCGGAACUUAUAAGAUCGUUGACCGGUUUUCAUGAAACGGAGGAGAAUUUCACGAUUUGUCAACAGUUUUCAUUGUCAACAAUUCGGAAUCAUCGCUUCAUUUCAGUAAACAGCCAUGAAAUUCGGCGCAAGGCCGAAGGGUUGAUGGAGAAUCUACGAAUUUCCAAUAUGGAAAAGCAGGCCGAACAAUUCCGUACGGUAUUUGAACAGUUUAUAAGUGAUCCGGUGUGUGUGAACCAUUAUGAGCACGACAUCCAGUGGUCAGUUUUGCUAUUUCUUAUGACCAUCGCUCACAAUCCCAUUGGUGCUUUAAAGGAACGCUUGAGACGUGGGUCUCCGAUCGCUUUAGUUGAGACCAAUGUUCAGUCUACCGUUCUAUUGGACGACGAUGAAAAAACUGAACUCUUAGAGGAACUACGAGCCUGCGACAUAAACACACGGACUCAGGAUUCGGAUGACGAUUCGGAGUUAAGCGAUUGGUCCGAUUCAGAAGGUGAUGAAGAGAAACAUCUCGACACUGCUGUCGAUGCUGAAAAAUUAGAUGUGUCCAAAGAAGUAAUCGUAUUCGGUAGAGUUGAACCUCCUCAGCGAGAUUUGGGUUAUGUAAAGUUCGAUGGUUCCAUGUCAGAAAAGUGGCUUAAGGAAAACGUUCAGAAUUGCUGGUGGAAGGAUUCUAAGGCGAAAGCAGAGGUUAACAGUACACACGAAGGAGCCGCGUUUUGUGAUUAUUGGAAUCAAACCAUUCUGAAGGCUUCGCAUAGUUUCAUAAAACCGGACCCCGUAUCAACCGUGUCGGAAUACUGUUUGGUGCGGGAAAUACUUUGGAUGUUCGUGAAUCCGGUCAACUGCAAAUUUUUUCGAAUCGACGACGAUCAAGUUUGGAUCAACCCGAACGUGUCGCUUUCCAGUGCCACCGAGCGAGGUUUGCACACAUUUUUGCUAAACUUUACCGAGCACAUGACCAUUGUCUAUCGGUUGCGCAAUUUCUGCGUCAGGGUAUCGGAAGCAACCAGCAAACCCAUUCCAGCGCCGUACAGCUUUGAAUGCUAUGCAUCGGCAGUUCGUAACUUUCUCGAUCAUUUGCAAGCAAAUGUGGUUGAACUGGAGAGUCGAAAAAUUACUCAGCAACAGGAUCGAAUUUUUACAAUUAUUACGUUGUUUCAAGAUCUGGAACCAGAAUUUCAACUAUUAAAGAAUCUCAACGACAUUCAUCGGUUUUCGGUUCUCGAUUGGACCAAAUUUCCAGCCCACAUCGCGGUGGCACAUUUACUGUCGGGCUUGUUCCGAAGCGUAAAGUUGAGUGGUAACCUGGACAAGACGAACCUAGCUUUUGCCUUACUCUUGUCGACUCUGAAAGGUUACAUGAAUAUCAUUGACAUUUGGUGGACUGAAGGCCGCUUGGACGACUGGCGGGAGGAAUUUUUGGUGGAGAAAACUUACGCCGAAGAUGCCAGCACGGUGACCGGUUAUCGGGCACGGUUAUUUUCAAAGUGCAAGCAGCGCUCGUUUUACGUGAGCUCUGCCAUUUCGGAAGUGAUUGAGAAUGAUACGAUAAUACAGCUGCUGAUGCAUCACUCACUCGCCGCGGGAUACACGUUGAAUAUCCUGAAUGGACUUGAUCGGAUAAGCGACUUGAGAAGUGGUUGUGAAACGGAAGAUAGUAUGGUUUAUGUGGGCUUCUUGGAGGCAAUUGUGGAAGUUCUCGAGGGAUUCCGAACAGACGACGAAGUGGUUCCGGAAAGUACAUGCGAUGAUGUUGUGCAAAUGGACAUGAUUGCGAAGGAGACGGCCAAAACAUCGAAGCUCCAAAACUUGCGCAAUCAAAUCAAAGAAAUCUGUGACGACGAACUGCUGAUGAUGGCUUUAGAUAGUUCCCUUCGGUUGGCUUGUUCAGAAGAUGAAACUGAAGCUCAACUGGCGUCCCAGCCACCGGUAGAUUGUUUGACGAAUGCUUACUCGUUGUACAGCCGCCUGAAUUCGAUAUCACGACAUCUGAUGCUCCCACUGGAACAGGUAUUGUUCAGCACCAUCAAGAACCUGAUGGAAACAAAACGGCAAGCGGCAAACCAUUUCGUCACCACUAUCUAUAAAGAAGAGUUUCUGGUGUUGAAUCAUUUGAAGAACAUUAGAAAAGUACUGCUGCUGGAAGCGAGUGAUUUGAUGUAUUACUUCUAUAGUGAUCUGUUUCGGCGAAUAGAGGCGGGGGAAAACUGGGCCAAUCCUUAUCUAUUGACAAUUCAGCUGAACGAUAUACUGGCUUCGAGAUUUACCGACAUGACCUCGCUGUUUACGAUCGAAAUUCUGUCCGAGUACAAAGCGGAAACAACAACCGUGCUGGAUGCGAUUGAUAAACUUCGGAUUCUGUACAAUCCGAGCAAUGAUCUCAGCAAUAUGAUAAACGAAGAGACCAUGACUAGCUAUAACUGCAUUUUCCGGUUUCUGUUGAAGGUAAAAUGGGCUCUCUGUACCUUGGAAUCUUUGCGUUAUCCAGAGUGUUACAAGCGUAGACCGCCUUAUGAGGAACCGUGUGUGUUAGAUUUGAAUCUAAAGCGACUGGCGAUGUUGAAAUUUUGGAUGAUCUUUACGGUUCAGUGCAUUCACUCGCACCUGAUGACCCACGUGUUACAAUCACUCGGCAUGCAGUUGGAUGAGCGCUUGGAUGCCGCCGAUAACCUCAACGACAUGAUUACCGUCCAUCAAUCCUACAUCAGCACGAUCUACGAACAUUGCUUCCAGCGGGAAGAGAGUAAACUAUUCCGGGAAGGCAUCAUUCGUCUGCUUAACUUAGUUCAUAUCGUACGGGACGAAUGGAACAACAAUGUUGUCUACUCGGAGAUGGACGCCCGUGGAGAUAUCGAGGAUAACAGUAUGAUUGGAGAUUUCAUCAGCAAUGCACAAGUUGGCAUGUUAGAAAUGACCUAUUGCAAGUGUCACCAGCAGCUAGCGGAACUUUUCAACAGAGAAGUUUAUACCAAGCAUAAAGCACAUCUUGCAGCACUGGCGGAUGCUCUCAGUUACAAUAUUCCUUACUAAGUUUUGUAAGUUUUGCAGAAUCGCGAAUAAAAUAUUUAUUCAUUGUUGUAUCUUA